UUUUCUAUCAACCUAAAGAGCUUUGCUAAUUUUUCUCAUUUACUACAAUUUCCAUAGCAAUGGCAUGCAACGGGAAGCUUGAAGUGGAGGUUGAGCUUAAGUCUCCUGCAGAAAAAGUCUGGGAUACCCUAAUGAACUCGACCACAAUUUUCCCUCAAGCCUUGCCCCAUGACUACAAGAGCAUCCAAGUGCUCGAGGGCGACGGCAAGUCCCCCGGAACGAUCCGUCUCUUCACUUACAAGGAAGGGUGUUCCCUGGUUAAGGUGUCGAAGGAGAAGAUCGAAUUGGUGGACGAAGCGGAGAAGAUAUAUGUUUACAGCAUCUUUGAAGGGGAUCUGAUGAAAUACUACAAGAGUGUCGUAGCCAAGAUCGUGGUUGUUCCGAAAGGACAGUCGAGCUUGAUUAAAUGGUCUUGCGAAUUCGAGAAGGUAAGUGAAGAUAUCCCUGACCCCAACACCCUCAAGGAAUUUGCUGUCAAGAACUUUUUGGAGAUCGAUGAGUAUCUUCAAACCAAGGCAUAGAGGCCAGGCCAGCUUUAAUAAGCCGACCAUGUACGUUUUAUUA
Messenger RNA from Hibiscus syriacus, 564 nucleotides. RefSeq names its product MLP-like protein 423. The coding region runs from base 60 to 521 and encodes 153 amino acids. Gene Ontology annotation, biological process: defense response. The record is from RefSeq and is a predicted model, not a curated record. The transcript is spliced from 2 exons. Lineage: Eukaryota; Viridiplantae; Streptophyta; Magnoliopsida; Malvales; Malvaceae.